Metarhizium brunneum ARSEF 3297 is the source of this 12132-nucleotide messenger RNA. The record is from RefSeq and is a predicted model, not a curated record. Lineage: Eukaryota; Fungi; Ascomycota; Sordariomycetes; Hypocreales; Clavicipitaceae.
AUGGGCAAAAUCAUCAAGACGAUGCAGUCCAAGCACAAAGAGACUUUGUCUCCUUGGCUGAAAAACUACGUCGAAACAGCCUCCGCCAUAGAUUUGCCGUCCUUGCCGAACCAUCUGUCGACAUUCCCAUCGAGAUGGCCAUUCGGACGUGGAGAUUUGUAUCACUGGAUACCGCUUCUCAACCGAUUUGAUAGCAUUUUGGAGCAUUUCAACAAAACUUAUGCCCUGAACGAGGGUCCACAGUCUCGAGAUUUCGCCGCCGACGUCCUCCUCAACCGUGCAAAAGAUUCGGCAUUCAGCAGCGAGAAACAGUGGACAUAUGAGGAGCUUCAAGAGCUUGGUUUCUCGGCCGAUGGUGACAGGGUGCUGAUAGAGGCUGUCUUGCUAUUCACUCGCAUGCUCCUGGAGCAUUGCGGCAACCGCAGCAUCUAUGCGAGCAGCCCGCAUCUCAACGACCUUCUUAACACUACCGCAUUGUCUGUUCUCAUUUCAACAUUGGAGGUGGGCUCCGAGUUAGCUCAGCGGUAUCAGGCUUCCGUCAAAAGGAUCGGCAAUGCUUCCAGGCAGAUAAGUGCAGCACUGUUAGCAAACCAUUACAACAUCGACAUCGAGCGAGUCCAACAAAUUGCGCUGCCGUUUGUCAAGACUCCCAUAGUAAGCCUAGCUGACCCUGCGUCAUCCAUAACCCCAGUCUCGACCAAGGGAAAGGAAAAGGCACACGGGAGCAGUAGCAGAAACUCGACUCCGACCCAUGCUAACGACCUGGUUGCAAUUGCUACCUGUGACGAUGCAAUGUGGCAGGGAUGGGGCGACGUGAAAGUGCUGUACUAUCCACAAGACAGCAAUGUCGGCGUUGACGUGUCAAAUGACGCCGGCCGAACGUCACUCCCCUCAACACCGACCCCCCUACGCCGCAGCCAUACCGUUGGUAGCCAGCAGAACACUCCCCGAGCCCGAAAUAUCGGUACCGAUGACUCAUCUCCUAUUAUCCCGCGAACUCCAGCUGUUUCGGAGGAACAUGCCAUCCCAGGUCAAAAGUCAUUUGAUUUGCCCAAGUCUGUGGUUUCGACUACAUCUAUCUAUGACCUUGUUAAGCGAUGCCCCGAUGACAUGCCGUCAUCUGCAAAAUAUGAGCUUUUUCACCGAGUCCGAGUUGCAAAGGCACUCACUGAGUCGCUCGAGUCGCGUCAGAAAAUACUCGCGAUCCGGUUACUUGCGAUUACCAAUCUGGCCUACAUCCAUACCGAAUCAAACUUUGUUGACAAGGUUCUUCGUCACGAUAUUGACGAGACCAGAAGAUACCAGCUUGUCUACCAACUUGCGGAGCUGAUACACCCCUCGGCUGAUGGACAUUCAAAAAUACCGCUAUGGCUUCAGACGUUUGCCCUGGCUCUCCUGGAGGCUGUGUCAGGAUUCCAUGCCAGAUGCCAAGAUGUUCUGUCUGCCUUGAACGCCAAUGUCAACCACGGAAUCUUGCUCUACGUCAUUAGAAAGGCUGUAGCGGGCAUGCAGGUUGAUGAGGCGACCGACAUCGGUGACCAGGCCAGCGAAGCAGACGACUGGCGUAACAAUCUCUUUUCUUUGACCUUGCAUCUGUCCAUGGCCACCCGCGUUGGAAGUGAAAUGGUUUCGGCCGGUCUUAUGGAUAUCCUGGUUGAGAUUCUCCACAUCCGGUCCCAAGUGGCUCAACGACACCAUUCGAUGGUGUUGGCGUUUCUAGAUGGCCUUAUUUGGACGUAUCAAAAUGCAUUCACUGCCUUCUUCAAUGCUAGCGGCCUAGGCGCCGUUGCACAACUGCUAGUAGACGCUGUUACAGAGGCCCAGAAUUCGCUAAAAUCAUCUAAAGGUGUCAAACCCGACCAACAGUCUGUGGUGGUCGACUAUGAGAUCCCUUACUACCAGCAGCAGACGCUAAAAUGGCUUCUCAAAUUUGUCCAUCACAUCAUGUCAAAUUCUUAUAGUUAUGGUGGCAAUACUGAACGCCUGCUAAGAAAUCUAGCAGAAAACUCUGACCUGCUUCACAGUCUGCGAGAAAUCAUGGCUAAUAAGCAGAGCUUUGGAUCGGUGGUGUGGACUAAUUCAGUCACAAUUCUAAGUGAUUUCAUCAAUAAUGACCCAACCAGCUUUGCCGCCAUAUCUGAGUCCGGCAUGAUCAAAACAUACCUCGAGGCAAUUACUGGUCAGCCAGUGCCGGAGCAGCAACAAGGUGGGGAGUCGAAGCAGGCUGAACAACACCAAGAAGACCAAGGUGAUGCCGAGUCUCCGGAUUCGUCUGCUGCCGCCGCUUCAAUUGCAGACGAAGAUGACCGGCCGCAUCCUCCCUCAGACGAUGAUAUUCGCCGCACAAGGCGCAACAAACCUGCCGAGGGUAUUUUGGCCUCUUCAGAGGCGAUCAAUAUUGUUCCUCAGGUCCUGAAUUCUAUCUGCCUGAACAAUAUGGGCAUGAAGCUGGUUGUCGCCUCGCGAGCUUUUGACAGCUAUCUUGAAAUUUUUGAGAGCUCUCAGCAUGUAUCGUGCAUGGAAGCAGACAGCGACUUGGCGGGCAACGUCGGCGCCAACUUUGAUGAGCUUGCCCGUCACCAUCCACCCUUGCGAACGUCCAUCUCCAAUGCUGUCAUCGACAUGGUUGCCAGAGUACGAUGGCUGGGAAUUGAGAGAGGAAUGGAGUCGGACUGGGGUGCCAGGCUGUACGUCACCACUGCAGAGGGAACUGUAGUCACUGUUCACCCGAACGAACACUUCAUGAAAGCACCAACGGUAGAGUCUGCCCCUGAGCGACAGGGUGCUACCACCGAAGGAGCAGACGUGGACAUGUCUGACGCAGCUUCCACCAACGAGACUAUCACCGAGAAGAACAAGAAACCUCAAAAACUGGCCCCCGCUCAAUCACUUACACCAUACAUUCAUGGUCUGGCUAAUUUUUUGACCGGCUAUUUGUCUAAUACACUGCUCAAGGUGAACUUUGUGAGAAAGGGUGGCAUUGAGCUCCUUCUCGACUUGUGCGAGUCACCAAGUCUCGACGCAUCAUUUGGUGAUUCAUCUGCCUCCAGAGUUCUCAAUCAGGUCAUCGCCCAAUUAGUUGAGCACUCCCCUGUUCGGGGUCUGCCCUCCCUAUUGCGCCGCGCGCAGUCAAACAUUGAUGUGUUGAAACCUCUUGCAGCCAAGACUGAAGCUCUCCCUCCGUACUUUGGCGCUUUCCUUGCUACGGAUUUGCAUGUCUGGAGCGAUGAUCCCGAGCAAUCGAAAGUUGUUCUACAAGCAACGCAAAAGAUCAAGGCACUGUUGAACGCUCAAAAUUUGAUUAAAAUCAUUUCCGACUGUUUCACCACGUCGAGGUCCAACGCCCUGCAGUUCUACCCCGUGAACAUUUAUGAUUACUAUUUGAAGCUCGUAAAGUCUAUCGGACCCUUGUUGCGAGGUAUUUUGGCCGAGGAAGCAGGCGAGCUCUCCGUUGUACCACAGCAUUGGUCGUUGCGCCGUCAGGGUUUUCUCGGCGUGACCAACACAAGUGAGGGGCGUGAUGCUGCGGGGAGCGACGAAACCUCAAUCCCAGAUGUGCUCAACGAUGCUGCCAGAAGCUGGCCCUCUGCUGAUGGCACUGACACUUCUGCACCCGUUGAACCUACGGAGCAAGAGCGCUCUAGCGCCCGGUUCAUGAACUACGAGAUCUUGCACACGCUUUUGCAUCCCAUGAUCCCCACCUCCUUCCCCUUGUUUCAAUCUCUAGGCAAAGCCCUCUUGCCUAGGAGAGAGCCAAACCACCUUGAUCCAUUCCCUCGUCCUAGACAGUUGGAGAUUGCGAUGGCCUUGGCGGACACUGUCUUAUCGCAUCUUGGCCCGUCAGUCGCCCAGGCUGAGCCUACAUCUAAAGACUUCCAUUACUGGAUUAUUAUGCUUCACACCAUUCAUGAAAUGCUAAUCGACCACCCUUCACCUCGACAAAGCGACAGAUCCAAUGUGCAAAUUAUCAUGCCAGUUCUCCUUGCAUUCAAAGAACAAGGUGGCCUCGACGUGCUGAAUUCUAUACUCAGGAUCUUGGCAUCUUCUGUGAAGGCGGGGCCAGACAGCAACAUAGACGAAACGUCAAAAGUCAAGGUUGCCGCAUUUGGACUUAAGAAAGUCCUUGAUCUUUACUACAUCCUGGUGAACGGAAAGUACUUGUCGGAAAGCAGCAACCACUUCAAUCUUCAUCGCCAGGCCGAUCGGUCACAGAAUAUUCCAAACGUAGCCCAGCAGAUUGUGGUUGAGUUUCGCGCAGCAAUUCUGCCUGCCAUCAUGGAGCUUUGGACGUCCAACUUCGUCGAAAAGGUUCCCGAUGCCACGGUGAAGAGACUCCUGGAUAUUCUCAAGAUUGUGUGUGCGGCUGAGCACGAACCCCAAGCUAUCCCCAAAGAUGCCAAGGCGCCCUUGAUGCUUUUCAAAUACACUGAUGCGAGAUUUAACUGGGCAUCUGUUCAAAGCGUGGUGAAAGAGGUCAUAGACACGGGCUUUGAGGAAGAUCUUGUUCACGAAGCAGUCUAUAGAGCCAAUGGGAACACUGCACCCGUUAUCGAAUAUUGCCGCGCUCAUACAGACGGUCUCGCAGGGCCACGAAAUCCCAUUCCUCCUGAGGACGCAGACAUUUCGGCUCUACAACAAGAAUCAUCAGCAGUCCAAGAAGAUCAAUCGAAUACAGUUACUGCCCCUGACUCCGACCAGAUGAUCUUAGAUGCUCUUCCCGAUAUAUCUGCUGAUGACAUGGUCGAAUAUGUCGAUCGGCAUAUCGGCAAUAUUCAGGCUGAUAAUGAUAAUUCAUCAGAAGCCACGGGUGUAACGUCAUCCAAUCACAGAGAUGACACGACCGACAAAAUCCCUACUAUGAAUUUUGUUGUAAAUUUCAACGUGGUCAAGGACGAACUGGACAACAUGCGUUCCAAGAUCCGCGCACAAUUGAUUGACCAAUGUCUGGACGUGAUUCGAACCCAUCCCGAGACGGCCAUUGAAGUAUCAGAUUUGGUAUCUACCACCAUUUUGCGACGGCAGAAUCAGGAAGCCCAGGAAGAGGUUGCCUCCACGCUCACAUUUGCUCUUUCAUCUUUAUCUCUGGACGAGGAUGAGAAGCGGCGAAAUGGCAAAUGUAUUGCAGCCUACGCUCACCUCUUGGCUCUGUUGCUCCAGGACGAGAAUUUCUUUGAGCACAAUAAGGAAAAUCUCGCUGAUAAGGUAGACGAGUAUGUUGGCUUCUUGAAAGUCCCACUUUCGUCGUCCACCGACGAAUUGCCGCCUUGGAUUCCUUAUAUUUUGCUUGUUCUGGAGGCUCUUCUCUGCCACGAUGAACGACCAGUCCCGGUGCAAUGGAAGCCGCCAAAGUCUCUAGAAGACCCCGUUUCUGAGCCUGUCAUUCGAUUAGGCCUGCCACUGGUUGGUGAUGAGAAUUGUAACAAAAUUCUGGAAUCUCUACUUAACUUGCUGCCUCGUAUUGGCAAGGAGGAGAUUCUGGCAACUGCAGUGCUGAGGGUGCUUUUGAUCCUGACUCGGAAACGACGCCUCGCAAAGGUCGUAGGCGAGAAGAAGAACCUGCAGCGAUUAUUCCUAAUGGCCAAGCAACUCUCUGGCUCCGGCUCCGAGCGUCUGAAGCAAACAAGGCUUACUGCACACAUCAUCACCAUCUUAAGGCACAUCAUUGAAGACGAGGAUAUAAUCAAACAGAUCAUGCGCGCAGAGAUACAAGCGGACUUUCCCAAUUUAAUUAGGAACCAACGGGGCCACCCUGAUGUAUCAUCUUUUCUCCGAGCCAUGGCACCUGUUGCCCUUCGCGCUCCGGAUCUGUUUGUGGAAGUGACAAACGAGGUGCUUCGAUUUCAAAGAUGGAUGGCUCCAUCCGGGGAUUCGAACCGAUCGCAGGCUUUGGUUUGGAAAGACCAGCAAUCCGACUCCAAAACUGAAGAGGAGAAGCCAACCGCAGAUGGAUCUUCGAGCGAUACCGUAAAACCCUCAACAGAGCUUGCCGACAAAGAAAUGGCUGACGUCCCAAAGGCACACCAUGACAUUAAGCGACCGGUCGUAGAGAAUCCCGAUGGAGUCAUUCAUUUCUUGCUGUGCGAGUUAGUCAACUAUCGCGAAGUAGAUGACAAGGAACCUUCUGCGCCUUCUGACCUCAACACGGAGGUUACUGGAACGGCAAACUUGCGAGAUCCUAGCCCCAAGGAUAUUUCAGCAGCUGACGGAAAGGAUAAAAAACAAUCGAAACCUUUGUUCAAGGCAGAAGAGCAUCCUAUAUUUGUUUACAGAUGUUUUCUGCUGAACUGUUUGGCAGAACUCCUGCAGAGCUACACACGAACCAAGGUCGAAUUUAUCAACUUCAAGCGUAGCGCCCCACCCUUGUCGACUACAACCCCAAUUAAGCCACGAACAAGCAUCUUGAACUAUCUGAUUUACGAUUUACUGUGCCAAGGGAACCUCAACGGUACCACUGACACCAUUGUUUCGAAGAAGAAGGCAGCGACAUCGUCGCUGACUCAAAAGGUUCUGGUGGCCCUCGUGUCUAAGACCAGUGAAAAGGCUGCAGACCGUAGAGCCGACAAAUUUGUUUACGAUGACGAACCUGACUUGCUGUUUGUCCGAAAAUUUGUUCUAGACACAAUAUUGAAAGCUUACGAGAAGGCACCGCUCACUGAUGAGCCUCUUGAAACCCGAUAUUCCCGGAUGCAGUGCUUGGCUGAACUCAUGAACCACAUGAUUGGUGAGAGGGAUAGGGACCAGAAUCCAAAUUCACGAGGCAGCGACAGUCUUCAGUCUCGCUCACAGGCGCAGCUCCGCCGAUUAAUGUACGAAAAGGGCUACGUCGACAAGCUCACGUCGUCAAUCGCCGAAAUUAGCCUCAGCUAUCCGGGCGUAAAGCGGGCUAUCAAGUAUAUCCUCCGUGUUCUGCGUGUUCUAACCAGCACCGCAAAGGAACUGAGCCAAUCAAGUAUUUUACCUGCAGAUCCUGCUGGUGACCACAGUGACGAGGAAUUCGCAUCAUCUUCAUCACUGUCUGAUGUGGACGACGAUGAUAGAGAAGAGACUCCGGACCUGUAUCGUAAUUCCGCACUAGGAAUGCUGGAACCUCGGGGAGAAGAUGACGAGUCCGAUGAAGGUGAUGAAGACGACGAUGAGGACAUGUAUGGCGAUGAAUAUGACGACGACGAGAUGGACUACGGUGAGAAUGAUAUUACCGAUGGCGAGGAUGACAUUAGUGAUGAUGACGAAGAACUUGGUGGCAUGGGAGAAAUUGAGGGUCUCCCUGGUGAGCCAGGCGUGGUCGAGGUCAUCAUGGAUGAAGAUGAAGAUGACGAAGAAGACAGCGACGAUGAAGAGGAUGACGACAUGGACUCUGCUGAUAUGGAAGAUGUGGAAGACCGGGUAGAGAUAGUUGACGAGGAUGGGAACCCUCUUGAGGAGGAUGGAGACUCUGGUUGGGAAAGCGAAAGCGAUGUUGAGGAGGAUGAUGACCCGGACCAAGAUGCUCUGGAUUAUGACGCAGAGGUCCAAGAAGAAGGAGAAGCUCAUAUGCAUGGCAUGGCCCCAGGCGAUUUGCUUGACAAUAUGGCUCGGGCUAUUAUGGGGGAUGAUGGAGGGUAUGAUCCGGAUCUAGGUUUGGACGACCAUUAUCUCGACGAUGAGCAUGAAGAUGGUGGUAUGCUGAGUCCCCCCUCCCCAUUUCCUUUUGAAGCAAACCCAAGGGCGAAAAUACAGCUGCUAAUAAAAUGCACAACCAUAGAAGAUGAGGACGAGGAUGAAGAUAUUGAUGACGAGGAGUACAUCUAUGACGAGGACUAUCCAGAUGACCAACUGCCCCCAAUGCCAUCGUUGGGGUGGGAUGCUGUCAACCCUGACAUGGAUGACCGACAUCGUAAUAUGCUUCUCGUUGAUGGCCACAGACGACCCGUAUUGGCUCGAAUGGACAACCGCAGUUCCUUUCCCGGCCGUUUCCUCGGUGGAUCUCAUCGUGAUCAACUGGGAGAGUUCCGCAGCUACUUUACGUCACGAAACCACAGAUCUACGGGGGCACAAUCUAACGCGGAGGAUGGUCUCAAUCCCCUCCUGCGUCGCAGCGAUCAAGCAAACGAAGGCCUGCCUCGGCCUGGCCAAACGCACGCUUUAGAUUUAAGAAUUCCGCCUGGUUUGCUCGGCGCCGGUCGCCACUCCAUGGAUGGUCCCAUGGGCUUGUUGGGAGAACUCAUGGAAUUUUUGCCAAUGAUGAGCCAAAGCGGAAAUGGCCAACAGGCUUUUCAUUUCCACAUCACUGGACCUGGCGCACCUCGCGAAUUUAGAGAUCUUGGCCCAGCACGGUGGGUUAGGACUGAUAAUCGGCGCGACGCAACAGCCCAGGAGCCUCACCAAGCAGUUUCCUUCACCGCAGAAUCAACCUUGGACCGCUACCAGGAGGAGGCCAGGAUGGUUUUUGGGGUCAACCACACCACUGAAGCGUUUAAGCUUAUCAACAUUAUCACCGCACAGCUUACUCCCGCUGCAAUGGAGCUUGAGAAGAAGAUCAAGGCCGAGGAAGCAGAGCAUCAAAGACGUGCAGAUGAGGAACGAAAGAAGAGGGAGGAAGAAGAACGUCUUACCCAGGAAGCGAAAGCGGCGGAAGAGAAGGCUGCCAGAGAAAAGGAGGCAAAAGAACGUGAAGAACAGGAACGACUUGCGCGGGAACGCUUGGCCACUGCAGAAACCACAGAAAACGAGCAACCAGAUCGUUCCAGCGAAGAAGCGAUGGAAGGUAUCGAGACAUCUGGACCAUCAAGUGAGCCUCAGUCCGCAGUAGAGCCAGGGUCUACGUCCGCUGCCGCUGAACAACCCCGUGUUAUGACUACUAUCAGGGGUGAAGAGGUUGACGUUACGGAGCUGGGCAUUGAUCCUGAGUAUCUGGCCGCCUUACCUGAAGAAUUCAGAGAAGAGGUGAUUGCUCAGACUGUCAGUGAGCGGCGAUCUCAAGCUCGCGAGGAGGCCGCAGCUGGAGAGUCAACAGACGUAUUCCAAGAAUUCCUUGACGCUCUUCCUGACGAACUCCGCCAGGAAAUUGCCCAGCAAGAACGACAGGAAGAACGCAGGCGAAAUCGAGAAGAGGCUCGUCGCCAAGCAACUGUUCCAUCCGGACAGCCGCCUCCCGCUGAAAUGGACGCAGCUAGUAUUUUGCUCACCUUUCCACCUGCUCUUCGCCAACAAGUUCUCAUGGACCAAGGCGAAGACAUAAUGGACCAGCUCACACCGGAGAUGGCUGCCCAGGCGAGAGCCUUGAGUCAGCACCACCCCCCAAUGCCUCAGCAUCAAGGCGUACGAUCUAUCGUCACCCCAGGACAAGGACCUCCUCAAGCUGCUGCCCGGGACAACAGCGAAGGUAAAGCUCAACGCCGAGCUGUAGUGCAGAUACUGGACAAAUCUGGGGUGGCGACUCUUUUGCGCUUGAUGUUCAUCGCCCAGCAAGGUUCCAUCCGAAACUACUUGUUCAGCGUCUUUGCUGAUGUCUGCGAAAAUCGCCAAAACCGACUCGAGGUGGUAAGCACGAUCCUUCAGAUUCUUCAAGAAGGCAGCACAGAUAUGAACGCGGUUGAACGAAGCUUUGGGCAGCUAUCGAUAAAGGCAAGGAAGCACAAGGAGCGUGAAACCGACCAGAAAACACCUCAGAGUCUUAAGAAAACACUGACAAACUUGGGAACCACCGCCACACAAGUUCAACAGACCAACUCGGAAACCUCGCCGCUCUUGAUUGUGCAGCAGUGCUUGGACCUUCUGGUGGACCUGUGCACGAGGAGUCAACACAUACCAUGGUUAUUCUUGACCGAGCACGAAGUCGUAGGGUCUACUCUUAAGAGGGCAUUGAGCCGAAAAGGCAAGAUUAAGGACUCUAAGGCUCACAAGUACGCAAUCAACUCUCUCUUGACUUUGCUGGAUCGUGAGAUUGUCAUUGAGAGCUCUGUUGUGAUGACACAUCUCGCCGAUUUGCUAAAUCGUGUUACUUUGCCACUUCUUAGCCUCGACCGCAAACGCAAAGAUACCACAGAGGAGGUCAGAAAGGAAGCUCCUGUCGCUACUGAAGGAGAACAGCGGUCUGCCUCGGCUGAACAACAACCACCUGAAACGGGUACCUCUACUGAACCUCCCGCAGGGCAAAUACCAACUUCUGAACAAAAUGCCGACGCUGCGGAGGGAGAGCCUCAUCAACAGAAGAAAGAACCUGGAUCGAAGAAACCGAGACAAUUGCAGCCACCAGUCAUUCCACCACAGAAUCUCACUCUUGUUGUGAAAAUAUUCGUUGCUAGAGAGUGCAGCUCCAAGACAUUUCAGAACACCAUCUCCACCAUCAAGAACUUGUCGGCUAUCCCGGGCGCAAAGGCUGUUUUCGGACAGGAGCUCGUGAAACAAGCCCGUCUCUUGAGUGAAAAUAUCGUCUCAGACCUAGACGACCUUCUUCCCCAUAUCGAACAGGCCACUUCUGGUACUGAAAUCCAAGGCGUUGCACUUGCCAAGUUUUCUCCAGGGGCGUCUGAGCAAAACAAGCUACUCCGCGUUCUAACUGCAUUGGAUCAUCUGUUCGAUGGCCGCAAGAAAGGUGGUGAUGGCGAGACGGAGGAGUCUAAAGAGCAUGACAAGCAGCACCUCGUCACUUCUCUAUAUCACAACUCUACAUUCUCUGCCAUGUGGGAGAAGCUCAGUGCCUGCCUCAAGGCGAUUCGAGAACGAGAGAACAUGCUGAAUGUCGCUACAAUUUUACUCCCACUGAUUGAAUCCCUUAUGGUUGUAUGCAAGAACACGACGGCAAGCGAUGAUUUGUCCCAGAGCCAGGCGAGCAAAGGCAUGGUUCUUUCUAGUCCACCACCAGAAGCCCGGACCGCCAGUUUGUUCUUUGCCUUUACGGAAGAUCAUCGACGCAUUCUGAACGAACUGGUGCGCAAUAACCCAAAACUCAUGUCUGGAACCUUUGCGCUCUUGGUUAAGAACCCCAAGGUUUUGGAGUUUGACAAUAAACGGAACUACUUCAAUCGCAGUGUUCACUCGCGAAGUAGCCAAAAUAGUCGCCCAUCCUAUCCUCCCCUGCAACUAUCAGUCCGUCGCGAUCACGUAUUCCAUGAUUCCUUUCGAUCACUCUAUUUCAAGUCGGGUGACGAAAUGAAAUUCGGCAAACUUAACAUUCGCUUCCAUGGAGAGGAAGGCGUUGACGCGGGUGGUGUCACACGUGAGUGGUUCCAGGUGCUCGCUCGACAAAUGUUUGACCCCAACUACGCGCUCUUCACGCCUGUGUCGUCAGAUCGUACUACUUUCCACCCCAACAAGCUCAGUGGAAUCAACCCGGAACAUCUAAUGUUCUUCAAGUUUAUUGGGCGCAUCAUCGGCAAGGCCCUUUACGAAGGUCGCCUGCUUGAUUGUUUCUUCAGCCGAGCAGUUUACAAGCGAAUCUUGGGUAAAUCAGUAUCGGUGAAGGAUAUGGAGUCAUUUGAUCCUGACUAUUACAAGUCACUCUGCUGGAUGCUGGACAAUGACAUUACGGACAUCAUCACAGAGACAUUCUCGGUUGAGGACGACGAGUUUGGCGUUACGAAUGUUUUUGAUCUUGUUCCCAAUGGCCGAGACGUUGCUGUCACUGAGGACAACAAGCACGAAUAUGUACGACUGGUGGUUGAACAUAAACUCCUUUCAUCUGUCAAGGAACAGAUGGAGAAAUUUUUGCAAGGCUUCCAUGAUAUCAUUCCUGCUGAGUUGAUCUCCAUUUUUAACGAGCAAGAACUUGAGCUGCUCAUCUCGGGUCUUCCCGAUAUUGACAUUGAUGACUGGAAGAGUAAUUCGGAAUAUCAGAAUUACACACCAUCAUCUCAACAGAUUCAAUGGUUUUGGCGAGCUGUUAGGUCCUUUGAUAAAGAGGAACGCGCCAAGCUGCUCCAGUUUGUGACCGGUACCAGCAAAGUCCCCCUCAACGGAUUCAAGGAACUUGAAGGCAUGAACGGCAUCAGUCGUUUCAACAUUCAUCGAGAUUAUGGUGACAAGGAUCGAUUACCGUCAUCUCACACUUGCUUCAAUCAACUUGAUCUCCCAGAGUACGAAAGCUAUGACAUGUUGCGAGCUCAGCUUCACAAAGCCAUUACCCAAGGCAGCGAGUAUUUCGGAUUUGCAUAG